AUGGAAAUAUUCGAGGAUAUUAGGUGGGACUUUCAAAAUAAUUCUUUUCGAUCAAAAUCUUUAUCAAAUAGAUCUAAGCUUACUUGUAUUUCAUUUUCGAUUUCUCGUAUGACAAAUCGUAUUGUUCAUCAUCUAUUUCGUCGAAAUAAACGUCGUUCUCUUAAAACUAAUAAACAACAUAGUCAAUUAACAACUAAUAUGGACUUAUAUCAAUAUAUACCAUCAGAUAGUGAACUUCAACAACUUCUUUAUACUUAA
Rotaria sp. Silwood1 is the source of this 258-nucleotide messenger RNA. The record is from the annotation of a GenBank genome assembly. Lineage: Eukaryota; Metazoa; Rotifera; Eurotatoria; Philodinida; Philodinidae.